AGCGCUGCGCUUAGUCAGUCGACCAAUCUAUCAGCCCGCUCAAAACCAUGCGCCUCAUCUCGCUCGUCCACGCGGCUCGCGCCGGCGCGCCUACAUGAUAUACGCCCGCCGCGAGACUCUCCCGCCAGUUUGAUCCUGCUUCUCUUCUCCCUCCCCUGUGCACGACCCAACAAGGAAGCUAAGCGGAACCCGAUCGACGACCGAGGAGCUGCCAUCGAUGGCCCACGCCAGUACCACCGCCACGUCACCGCUGCUCGCCUCGCUCCUCUUCUUCCUCCUCUACGCCGCCGCGCAGGACGGCGGCGGCCGUGCCGACGCGGCGGCGGCGCUGCAGCAGGGCCAGUCGCUGGGCGCGGGCGACCGGCUCGUGUCGCCCGGCGGCACCUUCGCGCUGGCCUUCUUCGCGCCGGCGGGGGGCGACCCGUCAUGGCGGUACCUGGGCGUCAUGUACGCGCAGGCCGCGGAGCAGACCGUGCCGUGGGUGGCCAACCGCGACGCGCCCGUGAGCGCUGCGUCGGCCUACUCGGCGGCCGUCACGGCGUCCGGCGACCUGCGGGUGCUGGAGGGCGACCGCGUCGCCUGGAGCACCAACACGUCGUCGUCGCUGGGGAACGUCACGCUCGCCAUCUCCGACGACGGGAACCUCAAGCUGACGGCCGGCGGCGGCGGGCAGCCGGUGCUGCUCUGGCAGAGCUUCGACCACCCGGGGGACACGUUCCUCCCCGGCAUGGGCAUCACCCUCGACCGCCGCAACGGGGCCGUCAGCCGGACGCUGUUCACGUCGUGGCGGAGCCCCGGGGACCCUGCCACCGGCGACUUCACGCUCGGCCAGGACCCGCUCGGCUCCGCGCAGGUCUACAUCUGGCGCCGGUCCCCGGGCGGCAGGGACGACAACGCCACCUACUUCUGGCGGUCGGGGCAGUGGGCCAACACCAACUUCGUCGGCGUGCCCUGGCGCUCGCUCUACGUCUACGGCUUCAAGCUCAAUGGCGACGCGGCGCAGAGCGACGGGGUCAUCUCCUACGUCUUCAACUCGUACAACAGCUCCGAGUACCGGUUCAAGCUCAGCCCCGACGGCACCGAGACGUGCUUCAUGCUCCUCGGCACCGGCGAGUGGGAGACCGUCUGGUCGCAGCCGACCACGCGGUGCCAGCAGUACAACACCUGCGGCGCCAACUCCGCGUGCGCCGCCGGCAACAACGGCCAGCCCGUCUGCACCUGCCUCAAGGGUUUCGAGCCGAGGGAUCCGGCGGAGUACGGCAGCGGGAACUGGACGCAGGGAUGCGUGAGGAGCGCCCCGCUGACCUGCGGGACGAACGUGAGCGGCGGCGACGGGUUCGUCGAUCUCCCGGGGAUGAAGCUGCCCAACUUCGCCGCCUGGGAGACGACGGUGGGCGACGCCGAAGGGUGCAGGCAGUCGUGCCUGGCCAACUGCUCCUGCGGCGCCUACAGCUACAGCACUGGCACCAGCUGCCUGACUUGGGGCCAGGACCUGGUGGACAUCUACCAGUUCCCAGAUGGAGAAGGCUACGAGCUGCACGUCAAGGUCCCUAAAUCCAUAUUAGAUACGGGCUCCAAGACGAGGCGAUGGACGACAGUGGUCGUUGUGGUUAUCGUCGUUGUGGUUGUAUUGGCAGGAUGCGUCCUCCUGCUGUGGAAAUGCUGGAGAAGGAUCAAAGAGAAACUUGGCAUUGUUGGAAGUAGGGAGGAGACAAGGCUCCCAGCGUUGCUUCCUCUGAGGGAAGCACGGCAUGAUUUCUCCGGGCCGAAGCAGCCUGAUCAAGAGGAGGCAGAUGGCGGCAAGAAGUGCGAGCUGCCGCUGUUCCCCUUGGAGGUGGUGGCGGCGGCCACCGACGACUUCAGCGACGCCAACAAGCUCGGCGAGGGAGGCUUCGGCCAUGUGUACAAGGGCAUGCUCCCCGGCGGCGAAGAGGUCGCGGUGAAGAGGCUGUCCCGGAGCUCAGGGCAGGGCAUGGAGGAGUUCAAGAACGAGGUGAUCCUGAUCGCCAAGCUGCAGCACCGCAACCUCGUCAAGCUGCUGGGGUGCUGCAUCCAGGGGGAGGAGAAGAUCCUGGUGUACGAGUACAUGCCCAACAAGAGCCUCGACGCCUUCCUCUUCGAUCCGGCGAGGCGAGGUCUGCUGGACUGGAAGACGCGGUUCCACAUCAUCGAGGGCAUCGCCCGGGGCCUCCUGUACCUCCACCGGGACUCGCGGCUGCGCGUGGUGCACCGGGACCUCAAGGCCAGCAACAUCCUGCUGGACCGCGACAUGAACCCCAAGAUCUCCGACUUCGGCAUGGCGCGCAUCUUCGGCGGCGACCAGAACCAGGUGAACACGAACCGCGUGGUGGGCACUCUGGGGUACAUGUCGCCCGAGUACGCCAUGGAGGGCCUCUUCUCGGUGCGCUCCGACGUGUACAGCUUCGGCAUCCUCAUCCUGGAGAUCGUGUCGGGGCAGAAGAACAGCAGCUUCCACCACAUGGAGGGCUCCCUCAACAUCGCCGGCUACGCGUGGCAGCUGUGGAACGCCGGCAGGGGGGAGCAGCUGGUCGACCCGUCGGUCCUGGCGGCGGGCGGCGCGGCGGCGGCGCUGCGGUGCGUGCACAUGGCGCUGCUGUGCGUGCAGGACCACGCGUGCGACCGGCCCGACAUCCCCUACGUGGUGAUGGCGCUGGGGAGCGACAGCUCCGUGCUGCCGAUGCCCAAGCCGCCGACGUUCACGCUGCAGUGCUCGUCGUCGGACAGGGACGGGCUGUUCCGGGACAAGGCCGACGAGUCCUACUCCGCCUGCGAACUCACCGUCAGCAUGCUACAUGGGAGGUAGAGCCUAGGAAUUAGACGGACUCAUGGCUAGACUACAUGGGCUGUACGUUUUGAGUGCCGGCCCAACGAAACACAGAGAAGAGUCAAGAUGGGCCAAGGCCCGCAUUUUCUGCUCAACCUGUCGUCGUCAGCGCAAACCACACCAGAUACGAGAACACAACAGAUCGGAUCGGAGAACAAAGCAGGGUAACCGAAUUACAACUAAUAAUAUUUUAAUUCGCUAUUAGGUGUUGCAGUACAU
Panicum virgatum (switchgrass) is the source of this 3064-nucleotide messenger RNA. Its product is annotated as G-type lectin S-receptor-like serine/threonine-protein kinase B120. Gene Ontology annotation, molecular function: ATP binding; protein serine/threonine kinase activity. Bases 218 to 2824 code for a protein of 868 amino acids. The transcript has 4 exons. Lineage: Eukaryota; Viridiplantae; Streptophyta; Magnoliopsida; Poales; Poaceae. The record is from RefSeq and is a predicted model, not a curated record. Gene Ontology annotation, biological process: protein phosphorylation; recognition of pollen.